CCUGGCUAUAAGUAGGGGGAGUCGCAGAUCUGGAAAAGGUCUGGACUCGUCGUUUCGGUUUUAGACCCUUUCAAACGACUUUCAUCUCUCUCGCUCUCUCCAGAAAAUGACGACUUCAAGGCGCCUUGCUGACAGAAAAAUUGCAAAGUUUCAGAAAAAUAUCACCAAGAGGGGAUCUGUUCCUGAAACAACAGUAAAGAAAGGAAAUGACUACCCUGUUGGGCCGAUUGUGCUGGGGUUCUUUGUUUUUGUCGUCAUCGGAUCAUCCCUGUUUCAGAUAAUUAGGACAGCCACAAGUGGUGGGAUGGCCUGAGGCGCAUGGCUGUGAGCAAAAGCUUUCUACUGGGAAGCAAGUAAUGUUCGAUUCUACACCCCCUCCCAGCUUGACUUGGUCACUGAAUAUGUUAGAGAGAGAGAGAGAAAGAGAGAGGAUGACUUAGGUAUGUUUCAAUUACACUAAGAAAACGAAUAAGUGGUAUUUUCCACAGGAAUCUAGAUCCUGCUAUUGCUAUUUGCCUACCA
This is a messenger RNA of Magnolia sinica, 522 nucleotides long. RefSeq lists its product as uncharacterized. Bases 107 to 313 code for a protein of 68 amino acids. Gene Ontology annotation, biological process: endoplasmic reticulum unfolded protein response. Gene Ontology annotation, cellular component: endoplasmic reticulum. The transcript is spliced from 3 exons. The record is from RefSeq and is a predicted model, not a curated record. Lineage: Eukaryota; Viridiplantae; Streptophyta; Magnoliopsida; Magnoliales; Magnoliaceae.